GUUUCGUCGGAUGCGGCUCGUAAGCUGGCGAUAGAAGAAGGAGAGAUCGUAGUUUUAAAGAACGACAAGUCAUCACGAUCAUUUUGGAAGUUAGCUAGGGUGGAGGAAUUACUCGCCAGUAAAGACGGUGUUAUUAGAGCGGCAAAGGUACGCGUAGUUAAUCAAGAGAAUGGAAAAUCAACAUGGUUACGAAGACCCAUACAACACCUUGUUCCUCUAGAAAUACGGUCGAGUUGCAAGCAGAAGAACGAAACGCACGCGAGGGAUCCUACGACGGAAGAGACGAAAGAGGAUGCCUCUUCAAAGGAACCGCUGAAGGCGAACGCAAGGAGUACAGUUGUUACUAAAUACUUCCUACGAAGUCAGAACAAUCGUAAAGAUACUGUGUGA
Molecule: messenger RNA, 390 nt
Organism: Paramuricea clavata
Lineage: Eukaryota; Metazoa; Cnidaria; Anthozoa; Malacalcyonacea; Plexauridae
Source: the annotation of a GenBank genome assembly